Molecule: messenger RNA, 714 nt
Organism: Morus notabilis
Lineage: Eukaryota; Viridiplantae; Streptophyta; Magnoliopsida; Rosales; Moraceae
Product: kxDL motif-containing protein 1
Exons: 3
Coding region: 10-387 (125 amino acids)
Biological process (GO): lysosome localization
Cellular component (GO): BORC complex
Source: RefSeq, a predicted model, not a curated record
AGUUUGGCAAUGGCGGAGCAGAAAAAGGAGAAAGAUCCGUUGAAGGAAGCGUCAGAAGAUAUAUCCCACCACUUCAAAACCUUAGUCAACGCUCGCGAUUUGGAUUCCCUCAAGCAAACUCAACAUCUCAUAUUGGGAAGGUUGCAAGACAGCAAUGCGGUUCUGUCACAUUUUAACGAGUAUUCUGAAAAUUGCUAUGCUGAGGUUUCUGGAGAUCUCACAAAAACUACGCGGGUCCUGAAGUCUAUGAAGUCAGAUCUCGACUACAUAUUUCAGAAGCUAAGGAGUAUGAAAUCGAGAAUCUUGGCUACCUAUCCAGAUGCGUUUCCAGAUGACUCAAAAGGAGAAAUACUUGACCGCAGACCAGACCUGGAAUUGCCUCAGUAACACACUAGACUAUACAUGCUAAUAAUACUAAGAAGUUGGGAAAAAUUGUAGGUAAAAAGCAUCUAAUUCCUGUAUUUUGUUUGCCCCGCAACUAUUGCUACAUGUAUUUUUAGAUUUACCUUCUGAAAUUCUGAUUUUAUGCUUUCUUGAUUUCUUCAAGGCAGGCCUUGUUAUUCGUCUUUAUAGAUAUUCAUUUUCCCCCUCCAAAAACUUAUUACACUUCUCUUCAGCUUUAGUAAUUAGCUAAAUUUUGAUGACAAUUCUACAACCAUGACUCGUAUAACUACCUUCCCACAAAGUAUUGAGUUACAGCCUAUUUUCUUCUCU